CGCUGAGUGAGUGUUAGAGGUGAGGAUGCUGUUGAUGUUUGUUUUCUCAGUGAAAAACGUUUUAUUUCUUUGAAACAGCGACGGUAACGUUAUAUGACGCGUUUUAUCCGCUGUGUGCGUUUGGAAAAAGAAGGGAAUUCUGUGCGUAACCGUGCGUAAAAGCGGGAAAUCCUCGCCGCUGCGCUGAUUCUCCUCUGAACUGCCGGCUCCGCGCGCGGCUCGCGGUCAGUUCGGCUCUGUUUCUGCUUUGUUCGGGUUUAUUAUCAGCAGCGCGUGCAGGAGCGGCGGAGAUGCGGCUCAGCAGCUGGACGGGGUCUGACGGGCUGCUGGAGGUUGUGUGAAGGGCUGCUGGCUGGUUUUCGCGCUCUGGAGAAAGAGAGAUAAAAAGAGAGAUAGAAAGAAAUAGAGAUAGAGAUAGAGAAAACGGAUGAAUGAAUGAAUGAACGAGGUGCUCGGAUGUGACGCUCGUGCGGAUCUGCUGACCUGUUGGAUCUCUCAUCCCUAUGUCCAGGAUGACUCGCUUUGGGGACGAGGCGCGCUAUGGCAGAGGGGCUGCCAGGGCCGGGGGCGCGCCCGGAGCCCCCAGGAUGUACAAACAGUCGAUGGCUCAGAGAGCCAGGACCAUGGCUCUAUACAACCCCAAGCAGACCAAGCAGAACUGCUUCACCGUCAACCGCUCCCUCUUCAUCUUCAGCGAGGACAACGUGAUCAGGAAAUACGCCAAGAGGAUCACAGAGUGGCCUCCAUUUGAGUACAUGAUCCUCGCCACCAUCAUUGCCAAUUGCAUCGUCCUGGCCCUGGAGCAGCACCUCCCUGUUGGUGACAAGACGCCCAUGUCAGAACGUCUGGACGACACAGAGCCCUACUUUAUCGGAAUAUUCUGUUUCGAGGCCGGCAUUAAGAUCAUCGCCCUGGGCUUCGUCUUUCACAAAGGCUCCUACCUCCGCAACGGCUGGAACGUAAUGGACUUCGUGGUCGUCCUCACUGGGAUUUUGGCGACAGUGGGCUCAGAUUUCGACCUGAGGACACUGAGGGCUGUCCGAGUGCUGAGACCUCUUAAGCUGGUGUCUGGAAUUCCCAGUCUACAGGUUGUGCUGAAGUCCAUAAUGAAGGCUAUGGUUCCUCUGCUGCAGAUCGGCCUGCUGCUCUUCUUCGCCAUCGUCAUGUUCGCCAUUAUAGGAGUGGAGUUCUACAUGGGAAAGUUCCACACCUCCUGCUUCAAAGAGUCAGGAGAACUGGCAUCAGAUUGGCCGUGUGGGACGGAGGCUCCCUCUAGACUUUGUCCCAAUGGUACGGUGUGCAGAACUUACUGGAAAGGACCAAACUAUGGCAUCACGAACUUCGACAACAUCCUGUUCGCUGUUCUCACCGUCUUCCAGUGCAUCACCAUGGAGGGAUGGGUUGAUGUGCUGUAUAGCACCAAUGAUGCUUCAGGCAACACGUGGAACUGGCUGUACUUCAUCCCCCUCAUCAUCAUCGGCUCCUUCUUCAUGCUCAACCUGGUUCUGGGUGUCUUAUCAGGAGAGUUUGCCAAAGAGAGAGAGCGUGUGGAGAAGAGACAGGAGUUCCUGAAGCUGCGGAGACAACAGCAGAUCGAGAGAGAGCUCACUGGUUAUCUGGAGUGGAUCUGUAAAGCAGAGGAAGUGCUGCUGGCUGAGGAGGAUCAGAAUGCUGAGGAGAAAUCUCCGCUGGAUGGUGCAUGGUACAAGAGGAAACAGAACAACCCAGUUCUGAAAAGGGCGAAGGUGAAGAAGGGUAAGAAUGACCUCAUCAGUGCUGAGGAGGGAGAAGAACGCUUCACAGACAUUUCCUCUGUUGCACCCCCUGGAUCCCCCUUUGCCCGAGCGAGCCUGAAGAGCAGUAAGAACGACAGCUCCUCGUAUUUCCGCCGCAAAGAAAAGAGGGUGCGCUUCUUCAUCCGCCGCAUGGUCAAAGCGCAGAGCUUCUACUGGAUCGUGCUGUGCAUAGUGGGUCUGAACACACUGUGUGUGGCCAUGGUUCACUACGACCAGCCUGAUUGGCUCUCCCAAGCGCUGUACCUGGCUGAAUUUGUGUUCCUGGGUCUGUUCCUGUCUGAGAUGACUCUGAAGAUGUACGGCCUUGGGCCCAGGAACUACUUUCACUCCUCGUUCAACUGCUUUGACUUUGGGGUCAUCGUGGGGAGUAUAUUCGAGGUGGUGUGGGCAGCGAUCCAGCCGGGAGCCUCGUUCGGCAUCAGCGUGCUGAGAGCUCUGCGCCUGCUGAGGAUUUUCAAAGUUACAAAGUACUGGAACUCUCUGAGGAACCUGGUGGUGUCUCUGCUCAACUCCAUGAAGUCCAUCAUCAGUUUGCUCUUCCUGCUCUUCCUUUUCAUCGUAGUCUUUGCUCUUCUAGGCAUGCAGCUCUUUGGAGGACAGUUUAACUUUGAUAAAGAAACGCCCACUACAAACUUCGACAACUUCCCAGCAGCCAUAAUGACGGUUUUCCAGAUUCUGACUGGAGAGGACUGGAAUGCAGUGAUGUAUCAUGGGAUUGAGUCUCAGGGGGGCGUGAGACGUGGGAUGUUUUCUUCUAUUUACUUCAUUGUUCUCACUCUUUUUGGAAACUAUACUCUUCUUAAUGUAUUCUUGGCUAUCGCUGUCGAUAACCUCGCCAAUGCUCAGGAGCUGACAAAGGAUGAAGAGCAGCAGGAGGAAGCUGCCAAGAAGAGCAUGGCCCUGCAGAAGGCCAUGGAAGUGAAGGAGGUCAGCCCCAUGUCUGCAGCCAACAUCUCCAUAGCAGCUUUUGUAAAGCAAAAUCGAGAUGUGCUCUCUCGCAGCUCUUCCGUCUGCAGCGUUCACUCACCUAAGGAGCAGCAGCGCUCACUGCAGAAGCUGUCAGUGUGGGAGCAGCGCACCAACCAGCUCCGCCGCCACAACCUGCGCGGCAGCAAUGAGGCGCUGUACAGCGAGCUGGAGCCCGAGGAGCGUCUCCGCCUGUCCUCCGCCCUGCACCUGCGGCCGGACAUGAAGGCGCACCACGACCGGCCCCUGAUGGUGGAGCAGUGCGACGGCGAGCCCCGAGGUGGAGAUGUCUCGGAGGAUCCUGCAUCAGGGAGAAAGCACCACCGCUGCAGAGGGGAGAACGGGGAGGCGGGAGAAGGCCGACACCAUCGGCACCACAGCCGCAGCCGGGAGCACCAGCGGGGUAUAGAACGCAGCUACAGCCAGGAAGGAGCUCACAGACACCAGCACUCGUCACGUUCUCCAGAAGAGGACAGGGAGCAUCGCCACCACUCCCACAGAGCCAGAGGUUCCAACGGCAAUAGUAACGGCAACGGCAAUGGCAAUGGUAACGGCAAUGGCAAUGGAAGCGGCAACGGAAACGGCACCAUUGGUAAUGGUGGAAAGGGGGAGCGCAGGCCACGGGGGAACAGGGAAGGUGAAGGGGGCAAUGGAGACCGGAGGCGGCACAGGCCCAGAGUCAAAGCACAGUCCACACUGGACGCAGAUGAGUGUAUGAAUGGAGAGAGAUCCCUGGGUCAGAGGGACAGACUGACCGAUAUAGAAGGAGACGGUCUGGGCAGCCCCCCACAGUCCCCUACUGAUCCACAGGCUGGAGAAGAGCGGCAAGAGGACUCAGAUAACCUGAAGAACAGCACCAGAGCUGGAUCUACUGCAGUCAACAUCCCUGUUACUGUCACUGCCCCACCUGGAGAAACCACCAUCAUCCCCAUGAAUAACAUAGAUGGUGACAGUCUGCUGCUGAGUGAAGAAAAGAAGGAUUUGGAUGAGCUGAAUCAGAUCCCUCCCAAACACAUCCUACCCUACAGCUCCAUGUUCGUGUUUGGACAGUCCAACCCUGUUCGGCGGCUGUGUCACUACGUGGUGAACCUGCGCUACUUUGAGAUGUGUAUCCUCACGGUCAUCACCAUGAGCAGCAUCGCACUGGCUGCUGAAGACCCGGUGCAGGCGAACGCCCCCAGGAAUAAUGUGCUUAAAUACCUAGAUUACGUCUUCACCGGAGUGUUCACAUUUGAAAUGGUGAUAAAGAUGAUUGACCUGGGUCUGCUGCUCCAUCCUGGCUCCUACUUCAGAGACCUGUGGAACAUUCUGGACUUCAUCGUGGUCACUGGCGCCCUGGUGGCUUUCGCCUGCUCAGGUUCUAAAGGAAAGGACAUCAACACCAUCAAGUCCCUGCGAGUGCUGCGAGUGCUGAGACCACUUAAGACCAUCAAGAGGCUUCCUAAACUGAAGGCGGUGUUUGACUGUGUGGUGAACUCUCUGAAGAAUGUGUUGAACAUCCUCAUCGUCUACAUCCUCUUCAUGUUCAUCUUCGCCGUCAUCGCUGUGCAGCUGUUUAAGGGCAAGUUCUUCUACUGCACAGACGAGUCCAAAGCUCUGCAGAAAGACUGCAGGGGUCAGUUUCUGGAUUAUGAUGGGGAUGAGGUGUCCGCUCAGCCGAGAGAGUGGAAGAAAUACGAGUUUCACUACGACAACGUGCUGUGGGCCUUCCUGACCCUCUUCACUGUGUCCACUGGAGAGGGCUGGCCAAUGGUGCUGAAACACUCUGUGGACGCCACCUAUGAGGAUCAGGGCCCAAGCCCGGGCUACCGCAUGGAAACGUCCAUCUUCUACGUGGUCUACUUCGUGGUCUUCCCGUUUUUCUUCGUCAACAUAUUCGUGGCCUUGAUCAUCAUCACGUUCCAGGAGCAGGGGGACAAGGCCAUGUCUGACUGCAGCCUGGAGAAGAACGAGCGGGCUUGUAUUGACUUUGCCAUCAAUGCUAAACCCCUGACCCGCUACAUGCCCCAGGAUAAACAGUCCUACCAGUACAAGAUGUGGAAGUUUGUGGUCUCGACGCCCUUCGAGUACUCCAUCCUGACUAUGAUCGCCGUCAAUACUGUUGUUCUCAUGAUGAAGUUCCAUGAAGCCCCAAAGCCCUACGAGGACAUGCUGAAGUGGCUGAACAUCAUCUUCACUGCCCUCUUUACCCUGGAAUGCAUACUGAAGAUCAUCGCCUUUGGCCUGCUGAACUACCUGAAGGAGGCCUGGAAUAUUUUUGACUUUGUGACGGUACUGGGCAGCAUUACUGACAUCCUGGUCACUGAGAUCAAGCAGGACAAGUUGAUCAAUCUGAGUUUCCUGAGACUGUUUCGAGCUGCUCGCCUCAUCAAGCUCCUGAGGCAAGGCUACACCAUCCGCAUCCUGCUGUGGACCUUCGUCCAGUCCUUUAAGGCUCUUCCUUAUGUGUGUCUCCUGAUUGCCAUGCUCUUCUUUAUCUACGCCAUCAUUGGGAUGCAGGUGUUUGGAAACAUCGAUUUAAAUGAAGACACAUCCAUCAACCACCACAACAACUUCCGCACUUUCUUUCAGGCCCUCAUGCUGCUGUUCAGGAGUGCUACGGGUGAGGCGUGGCAUGAGAUCAUGUUGGCGUGUUUGAGUGAAAAGCCGUGUGACCCGCUCUCAGGCUCCAGUGAAAAGGAGUGUGGCAGUGAAUUUGCAUAUUUCUACUUCGUCUCCUUCAUCUUCCUCUGCUCAUUCUUGAUGCUGAAUCUCUUCGUUGCUGUCAUCAUGGACAACUUUGAGUAUUUGACCCGAGACGCCUCCAUCCUUGGACCUCACCACCUGGACGAGUUCAUCCGCGUCUGGGCAGAGUACGACCCCGCUGCCUGUGGGCGCAUAUCCUACCUGGAUAUGUAUGAAAUGCUCCGGCACAUGUCCCCUCCGCUAGGUUUGGGAAAGAAAUGUCCAUCGAGAAUUGCCUACAAGCGCUUGGUGAGGAUGAACAUGCCCAUUGCGGAUGACAACACAGUUCACUUCACAUCCACGCUGAUGGCUCUCAUACGCACCGCCCUGGAUAUCAAGCUGGCAUCAGGUGUUCUGGCUCAGAGACUGUGUGAUAUUGAUCUGAGGAGAGAGAUUAAUAAAGUGUGGCCCAGUCUUCAGCCCAAGACAGUGGACCUGCUGGUCACCCCUCAUAAACAUAAUGAGCUGACGGUUGGGAAGGUCUAUGCUGCCCUGAUGAUUUUUGAUUACUACAAGCAGAAUCGAGCAAAGAGGCUCCAGCAGCAGCAGCCGUCUGUCGGUCCACAGAGUAAAAUGGGGGCACUCUUCAAGCCCAUGCUUCCCCUCACCCACCUACACGAACAAGAGCUUCCCAUCAAGAGUAAUAAGCCUUCCCCCCGUUUUCAUCCUGACACAUCUCCACAGCUAGAAUCUUCACCUACAGCCCCUCUCCUGACUAACGGGGAGGCAGUGCAAAGCCAGAGCAGUGCCAUGAAAAAGUAUCCCUCAGAAGGUAUACCUCAGGAAGGAGGGCAGCAGAGGAGCAGGAAUACAGUCCAGCGGGGCUAUUCCGAAGACAUGCCAAACACAACCAAAUCUCAGGAAUUAGUAGAGAUGACGGAUAUGGAGAAUGAUUCUGAUGUAGGGGGCUUCUCCACACUGGAGGGCCACGGGAGGGCAGCCUCAAUGCCCAAACUUAGUGCGGGCUUCCAGCGGAGCCACUUACGCCACAACACCGGGACGUACCUAGCACCCAUCACAGAUAUGAGCCCCAUGCGGCGCUCGGCCUCCUCUCUGACCCCUCAGAGAGGUGGGCCGGAGGUCAGUCUGAGGGAUUUGGAUCUGGAACGGCCUCCGGUGACCCUCGCCCCCACCCUGAUCACCCAGAGCCAGGAGAGAGAGAGGGAGAGAGCGCAUCACCAUCAUCACCACCACCACCGCUGCCACCGCCGCAGAGAGAAGAAGCACAAAUCACUGGACCGAGCCAUCAGCGAGGAGCAGCUGGGCUCUGCUGAUUCACCGACGGAUCAGGGCGCUGAGCCGAGGGAGCGGGACCGUGCUCGUGAGCGUGAGCGGGACCGCGGACGCUCUCACGAGAGGAAGCACCACUCGUCCUCAGCGGCGGACCGGAAGCAGCGCUACUUCUCCUGCGAUCGCUACGGCAGCCGAGAGCACUGCCACAGCCAAUCACCCGCCCCCAGCAGAUCCGCAUCACCAGGAGAUCCACUCGACUCCAACAAAUUCAAACCGGCCACUAGCUCAGCUAAGGGCAGCACGGUGGUCUUUACCUCAACCACUACACCGUGCCGCGGGCGCCGUCAGCUGCCCCAGACCCCCCUCACCCCGAGGCCAGCGGUGGCCUAUAAGACUGCCAACUCCUCCCCAGUGCUGCUUAGCUCCGCCCGCUCGCUCGGCCCGGGACCCGCCCGCCUCAUCCGCGGCCAAUCGGAGCACGACUCCCUGCUCAGCGGUGACGCCCAGCGCCCCACCCCCGUGCCUGUCACUCGCAUCAGCUCCGACCCCAGCCUGGGUCCCCUGCAGAGAGACCCCCACCUGUCAGAGGCUGAAGACUUCCAGGACGCGUUAAGCACGUACGGAUUGGGGCGCUCCCCCAGGACUGCUGCCACCGCCCCCCUCCACACGGCCACCGGGGUGGGCCAGCAAAGCCGGAGCGGCGUCCCCAACGGAUAUCACUUCACUUUAGGAGUGAGCCCAGCCCCGGGGUCCAGCAGCAGGGUCUCCCCGAGCUACCAGGAAGUGGAAAAAGAUGACUGGUGCUAGCUAGCGUAUUGAAAGAAAAAAAUAACGGGGGUCGAAACUGCCUGCAGGAUGAGUUUUAUCAUCCUUGCUGAGAUGGCGGUGCACAGCCGUGCUCCGAGCUGUGUACCAGUGCAAAUAAACCUAAGGUGUGAUGAGUGAGGGAAUGUCGAUUAGGUUAUCAUUCAUUUGUUGAUUCAAUUGUUAAUCUAACAGGGCCGCAAUGUUUCAAUCGCGGCUCGACGUUACCUCGUAAUGUGUUGUAGAUGGCUCUCUAGUCACAGGUAGUGAAGACAACAGUGCCAUAGUGCAUUUUGCUAACCCAAGAUGAGCUCCAACUGCCACUGAAGAGGAGAGAAGUAGUUUAGCUAAGAAUGCAAAGCUACUAAACACUGCCCUCCACUCUCUGGAACCAUAUUAACAGGGCUACAAUCAAUAGAGGACCAUGAGAUGGUCGUUGCAGCCAUUGAAAAGCGCUUAAGGCGUAACUUAAAGAGCCAGAAAGCUAAGAAUGCUAAGGAAGCUAAGAAAGCUAAGGAAGUGUGAGCUAGAAGGUACUGUAGAUGCAGGAGCGCAGCAGGUUGGCCAGGCUGGCUUUAUUAUAUAACAGCCCAGAUCCCAGCCAGUUCUUACACCUCUUUAGCCCCUCCUCUUCAUAGGGUGGGUCUUGUAAUGGAGGGUUCCUUCUUAAUGUCCUUUCUUGUCAUGCUGCUGUCUUAUGCUGUUCUAUGAUCUUCUUCUGGCGAGUGGAGCAGAACUUCUCCCACUUUCUAAAACAGAAAAGAAAAAAAUGGCCAAAUUGUAAUUAGUUUUGUAUGGGGCUGCAGUAGACUGACUAUCUUUUCACAGUGUCCUUUUUUGUACCUUGUACAUGACGAGUUGUAGCUGGGCAUCCUGUAAGGUCUACUCUUUUUUACUGUAUUACGCUCAAGUGGUAAAAUACCAAGUGCCUAACCUUCUCGGAGAUCGCUGUACGUUGUACGUUGAUGAUGUGUUGCUGUACGUCAUCAGAACCUGAGAAAGGCAAACUCUACUAGAUACUGUACACUGUAGGUAGAUGUCACUGAUAUUUGUUCCGUUCCUUAUCUGUACCAUAGCAUGUUAUGAAGAAUUUACGAAGAGAUUAUGACGUUGCACAAAAUAUAGAGAGAAGAGAGAGAAUACAGGUGAGAUUUUAACGAUAGAUGGAAUAGUCUUGACUGUUGGACGUGAGUGUGAAAGUGCAGUAUUGAGUAUUGAGAUGUAUGAGUGAGUUUUGAGAUUUCAGAGUAUUUAUUGAAUAUAAAGCAAAAGUAAUGAUGAUGUAGACUGCAGGAAGGAUAAUGUUGGUGAUGAUGGUGAUGAUGAUGAUGAUGAUGAUGAUGACGAGAUAGCUUCAGAUAGCUAUGGUGCUUAUUUAAACCUCUGAAGGAGGACUAAAUGAAAUGCCAUUGAGUUUAAUUGACAGAUAUGCAUGUUGCGGGGUUGUACACAUGGUUGUUGAUAUUGUUGUAAAAUUACAGCCUGUGUUGUACUGUGUUUUUUGCCAAAGAGUACAUGGCGAGCUCUUUCCUUUCUAGUAUUAGACUGAAUUCAUUAGAUGGAGACUUCAAUAGAGACCCAAUGCUUUUUGUAUCUUCCUUUACCUGAAAGCGUACUGAAAGUUCACAGAAAUUCACAGAAAGUGUCAUGCCAUCUUUUUUUUUUUUUUUUGGUGCUGCAUAAAACAUAUAACAGUAUAUGAGUUCAGUACCUGAAAAAGGCCUGUUGAAAAAAAAUGCCAUUGAUAAGCAGCAUUCAUAAGGAUAGUACACAUUUAGAUCACAGAUAUUCAAAUAAAUAGAUAUUUAUUUGACUAGAUAUGACAGACACUUUUUAGUAAAACAACUAAAAAAAAGAAGUGUUUGUGCUUCUUUGUUAAUUUUUUGCCCAUGUUUUCUGGGUUUGAUAGCUUCCAAACACCUUGUUGUUGUCUUCUAAGACAAAGUAUGGUAAUCAGUGAUGAGUAAAGAUGAGUAUAGAUGGUAUUUCUAUAGGUAGGAUUAAGCUAGCUGUGUUUACUGUAAGUCCAGGGAUGAGUUGACUGUUGUGAUGAAGUGCAGCAGGGCUAUGCAACAAGACGACACUUUAUAAUUAAUUGCUCCUCGUUAUCUGUAGCCUAACUUCCUGGAGAACUCGGCAGCCUGCAGAUCCAGGUUUUAGCACCAGUGGGACCAAGACACUUCUAUUCUGUUUAGUUUAUAGAUAUAUAGUAGGGCCCUAUGGAAUCGUUUUGUUUUUUUUUCUUUCUUUUUUUUCGUUCAGAUGUUUAAUUAUUUAUGUUCUACAAUUUUUUUUUCUUGACAAAUGUUCUCUAUGUCUUAAAUUGAGGUUUUUUUUCCCUUAAAAGAGUUUUUCCAUUUUUUAAAUUAUUUAUUAUUUAUUUAUUCAAUUUUCUCCCAAAGCCAAUUACCCAACAUUGCCCAACAAAUCAUUUGGACUCCCCCUUUCACUAGUGAUGCCCCAACACACCAGGAGGGUGAAGACUAGCACAUGCUUCCUCCGAUACAUGUGCAUUCAACCACCACCUCUUUUCGAACUGCUGCUGAUGCAGGGUUGCCACGCUGGGAGGAAAGCGCAGCGACUCGGUUCUGAUACAUCAGCUCACAGACGCCUUGUGCUGAUCAACAUCACCCUUGGAGAGAUUAAGGGAAAGAGUGCCAUCUACCCCCCACCAAUCAAGAGAGAGAGCAAGGCCAACUGUGCUCUCUCAGAGCUCCAACUGCUGAAGGCAAGCUACAUGACUGGGAUUCAAACCAUCUUCGAUUUUCCUUUUCAAUUUUAUUUUGACAAUAGGUCGAUUGUGUAGCUUCUUCGCGCUCAUGGCUCAGACAGCUACUCAAUCUGUAUGUUUUUAUGAUAACUAUAAAAAGUCAGAGACGUUUAAACUAUACCUUUUAAUCUGUGGUUCAGAGGCUAAAAGAGCAAAUAAAUCUCAUUCUAAUUCUAAUUUUGAUCAUGAAAUUUCUUAUGUUUUUUAUACCUCAGUUCCGAAAUUCCAUUUUUUACAUUGUGGAAAUCAUAGGGCCCUAAUAUAAAACUGGCAGUGUUACAGGCAGGGUCUUUACACUGUUGGCCUGUCAGUAAGUCCAGAAUCUGGACAUUUUGCCCUGCCCUCAAGACCUUAACCAGAAUUUGUGUUAUUUAUUGUGUUUAAUCCAGUCCAUAAAGUGUUUCCAGCCCAAAUAAACAGACAAUGGCCAACUGAAAAGCUCUGAAUAAGAUUUCACACAGGAUGUGACCUCACAGUGAUCUGCCUUGACCACCUACUGCCCCCUCAUCCUCGAUUUUUUCAGGGAGAAAUGAGGAUAAUUGUGCCGCCCGGAAAGAUAUGUGACUGUCCCGACUACUCCGCCCUUUCUAUAACGAGAAAAUAAUCACUUUACUAAAACUCUUUUCUGCCAGGUGCCAAAUUUAAGCGCUGCACCACUUUGUCUCCUCAUGCUGUACCUUGUCCACUUGAACUGUGGCCUGAUCUCCUUGGACAUUAUGUCAUGUUUGCAUGUGAUGAUGACAUACAGUAUGUGCAUGUACAGAACUGUACACCCUCGUGUAUGUUCUCGUUUUGUUUCCUGUGGGGGAGUCACUGGCUUUUUAUUUGAACUUUAAUAAACGCCACAUGUUUGUGGGAGUAAGUGGAGAAAGUGCGGUUUAGAUUUCUGCUGUAAAAGAGGUGUUGAACAAAAUAGAAAAUGACCUUCAGGCCACAAAAAAGCAUGGGACGACUGCUGUUGUUUCUAAAGCAGAUCAGCCAUCACCACUGUUCACUGACUGUCUGAUUCACUACCAUUCAUUACUAUUUUGUAUCACUGAAUUGAGAAAAAAGUAUAUAAAAAUAAAAUUUUAAGAAAUGU
Molecule: messenger RNA, 11374 nt
Organism: Astyanax mexicanus (Mexican tetra)
Lineage: Eukaryota; Metazoa; Chordata; Actinopteri; Characiformes; Acestrorhamphidae
Gene: cacna1bb
Product: calcium channel, voltage-dependent, N type, alpha 1B subunit, b
Exons: 48
Coding region: 504-7526 (2340 amino acids)
Biological process (GO): calcium ion import across plasma membrane; chemical synaptic transmission
Cellular component (GO): membrane; voltage-gated calcium channel complex; neuronal cell body
Molecular function (GO): high voltage-gated calcium channel activity; calcium ion binding
Source: RefSeq, a predicted model, not a curated record